Angiostrongylus costaricensis is the source of this 207-nucleotide messenger RNA. Lineage: Eukaryota; Metazoa; Nematoda; Chromadorea; Rhabditida; Metastrongylidae. The record is from the annotation of a GenBank genome assembly.
AUGACACGGGCUACUCCUGAUAUCGUCCUUUUGGCUGCGCAUUCUAUAACGCUGGGUGGUGUUUCAUCCUGCUUUUCUAGCGACCUGGUUUCUGGAGUCGAAAUGGUGGGCACCGAAGCGGGUGUUCUUUGUUUUCUUCACGAUAUCCUCGAUGCUCUUGGAACCUGUCCAAGCCGCUCGGUUAUUGCUGCUCAACUCUGGAGCUAA